This is a messenger RNA of Aspergillus mulundensis, 2022 nucleotides long. Its product is annotated as L-sulfolactate dehydrogenase. Gene Ontology annotation, molecular function: zinc ion binding; aldehyde-lyase activity; oxidoreductase activity. The transcript has 6 exons. Gene Ontology annotation, biological process: carbohydrate metabolic process. The record is from RefSeq and is a predicted model, not a curated record. Bases 1 to 2022 code for a protein of 673 amino acids. NCBI's taxonomy places the organism in Eukaryota, Fungi, Ascomycota, Eurotiomycetes, Eurotiales, Aspergillaceae.
AUGGCCUCUGCUACAAGAUACUACGCUGAUCCCGCCGAGGCCGAGAAAUUCGCAACGGCUCUCCUCACCAAGGCCGGCUUGACCGAGGAGGAUGCACGCUCAAUGGCCGAGUGCCUCGUAUUGGCUGAUGUUCGCGGCGUGGAUACCCAUGGUCUAGCUCGUCUGCCUCAAUACCUCGACCGCGUCAGCAAUGGCAGGGUCAACGCACGACCAAACCUCAAGAUCACCGAAAAGACACCAGUAGUAGCGCAUCUCGACGGGGACAAUGGCUUCGGGUUUGUUGUCGCAACACGGGGCAUGGCCGAGGCUACCAAGCGCGCUGAAAUUUACGGCAUUGGCAUGGUCACCGUUAACCACUCAAAUCACUUCGGCAUGGCCGCAACCUACGUCCUCCAAGCCCUACAGGCCAACAUGAUUUCCCUCGUCUUCACCAACUCAGCAAAGCAGAUGCCCCCGUUCGGAGGCAAAGAGACUCUCCUCGGGAUAUCUCCCUUUGCAGCCGGCGCCCCCUCAAACAACGAAGUCCCCUACAUCCUCGACAUGGCUCCCUCGGUUGUAGCCAAGGGCAAGAUUCGUCGGGCUGCGCGUCGCGGCGAGUCCAUCCCACUCGGCUGGGCUCUAGACGCAGACGGUAACCCAACAACAGACGCGAACGUAGCGCUAAACGGCAGCAUGGCACCUAUCGGGGGCCCCAAGGGCUCGGGAAUCGCCAUCCUCAUGGACAUCAUGUCCGGCGUUCUGACCGGCGCCGAGUUCGGCGGACAGGUCGGUGAUCAGUACAAGGAUACAAAGCCACAGAACGUUGGCCACUGCUUCAUUGCGCUUAAACCUGACGUCUUCUUCAGCGUGGACGACUUCAAAAUGCGCAUGGAUACGUUGGUGCAGAGGGUGCAUGGCGUCACGCCGGCGCCGGGGUUCUCUGAGGUUCUCUUUCCCGGUGAGCCGGAGCAUCGCUUGGGGCUGCAGCGGAGCAAGGAGGGUAUUCCGUAUGCGGAUGCAGAGAAAAUCAUGUUUGCUGAGGCUGCGAAGGAGUAUGGGGUUCCGGAGUUGGGGCUUUCGGAGACUCCGCUUUCGAGAUCAUCAGGCACGCACGAUGUUGAUUUCUGCAAGAACCCAACGUCCAAUCGUAUCAGUACUAUGCAACGCUCCGCAGACGACACCAAAUUCCCCCAGAAAAACCUUACGUGGCAGAUCCUAAACCAUGCUAACACCCAUGGAUAUGCAGUUGGGGCCUACAACUGCUACAACACGGAGGGAGUAAUGGCCGUUAUCCGAGCGGCAGAGCAGCAACGCUCAGCCGCGAUUAUCCAGCUGUUCCCCUGGACAAUGCAUUUCCAAGGCCCGGAGUUCAUUCGCUACGUUGUCAGCGCCGCUCAUGCUGCUACAGCCCCAGUAGCGGUACACUUAGAUCACUGCAUCAAGGCGGAGGAUGUCGAACUUGCAUUGACUCUACCAUUUGACUCCAUUAUGGUCGACGCCUCGACAGAGGACGAGGAAUCCAACAUUCGGUUUUGCAAAAGCAUUGUUGAGCGCGCCCGUGCCUUGAAUAUCACGAUCGAGGCCGAGAUGGGCCGCAUUGAAGGUGGGGAGGACGGUCUCCCCAAUGUAAACAUGGAAGGAGUCAUGACCAAACCAGAGGACGCGGAAGCCUUUGUUCGCCAGACAGGGGUGCACUUCCUGGCGCCCUCGUUCGGCAAUAUCCACGGUGGGUAUCCGGCUGGGGGUGCGGAGGAGGCGUGGGAUCUUCCGCGUCUUGGGGCAAUCGGAAAAUUGGUUGCAUGUCAGACUCCAUUAGUUCUGCACGGCACGCAUCCAGUUUCCCAUGAACUCUUCCAGAAGACAAUUGCUUGUGGAGUUCGCAAGAUCAACUUGAACCGCACUGUCAGAGACGAGUAUACCCGGUUUGUUGCCGAUAAUGCUGGCAAAUUGGAGUUGACGGUGCUGCAGGUGGAGGGUGUGAAGGUCUAUACGAAAUCCAUCGAGCGAAUGAUGGGGGUGAUGGGCUCUGCUGGCCGCUACUAG